Messenger RNA from Cephus cinctus (wheat stem sawfly), 676 nucleotides. RefSeq names its product 60S ribosomal protein L21 (gene RpL21). Bases 170 to 649 code for a protein of 159 amino acids. Gene Ontology annotation, biological process: translation. Gene Ontology annotation, cellular component: ribosome; cytosolic large ribosomal subunit. The record is from RefSeq and is a predicted model, not a curated record. Lineage: Eukaryota; Metazoa; Arthropoda; Insecta; Hymenoptera; Cephidae. The transcript has 2 exons. Gene Ontology annotation, molecular function: structural constituent of ribosome.
CCUAAAACGGAUGAAAUGCAUUCAUAAAUCUCGCAACGCGAGAUAUGAUAAUCGAUUCUUUUAAGUAUUUCGAUAAUCUAAAUGCGAGAAUGACGCCAUUGGACGCCACUGCGAUCUGCCAUCUAGACCUUCUUUCUUUCACGGCGAUCCUAGAAUCUAAGCCGACAGAAUGACGAAUUCUAAAGGUUACCGGCGUGGAACGCGCGACCUGUUCUCCAGGAAGUUCCGCAAGCAUGGAACAAUCCCACUUUCUACGUAUAUGAAGGUGUACAAAGUUGGAGAUAUCGUGGAUAUCAAAGGCAAUGGUGCAGUCCAAAAGGGUAUGCCAUACAAGGUAUACCAUGGUAAGACUGGAAGAGUCUUCAAUGUUACUCCCCAUGCUCUGGGAGUGAUAGUCAACAAACGUGUCCGUGGUCGCAUAAUCGCCAAACGUAUCAAUGUGAGGAUUGAGCAUUUGACACACUCCAAGUGCCGAGAGGACUUCUUGAAGCGUGUUAAGGAAAACGAACGUCUGCGUAAGGAAGCGAAGGAAAAGAAAAUUCAGGUGCAACUCAAGAGACAACCUGCACAGCCAUCGCCUGCCCACAUUGUGUCAGGACAGGAGGCUCCAAUUCUUCUAGCACCUAUUCCAUAUGAAUUCAUUGCUUAAAAGUCUAAUAAAGCCGUUUUGACAUUA